Drosophila virilis is the source of this 1013-nucleotide messenger RNA. RefSeq lists its product as uncharacterized. Lineage: Eukaryota; Metazoa; Arthropoda; Insecta; Diptera; Drosophilidae. The record is from RefSeq and is a predicted model, not a curated record.
AUUUAAACGUAACAGUGGCUAAAUGGAGCUAUAUCAUUACAUGUACUAUGUUGUGCUGUUGCUUUUGGCAUGCAAAACUGGGCUAACGGUCGAUUCGACCGUGAAAGAUCCAGCUGGGCAAAUAGCUCAGCUGACACCGCUAGCAAAUGUGGUGCAAUCAAAGACAGAUACUGAGUCCAAACCACCAAUACAACCGGAGAAGCAGGUGACGGAGAAGGCGCCGGAUCAAGAAAAACAACAAGCAGAGAAUCAAUCGGUUAAGACAGUAAUACCGGUACAACCGGAUAAGUCAGUUCAACCAAGGAAUGAGAAGCAUCCGGAUAAGUCGAAGCCAGCGGGUAAUGAAAAAUAUCCACAGAAACAAAGGCGAUCGGAAACCAAGGAUAAGAAUACGAAGAAGUGCAAGCCGACCGAGGUGCUGACCGCCAAUAAAGGUUGCGUCAAUCGUGAAUUGUAUAUGCACCAGAUACUCCAGCGAGCCUGGGCUGAUGAGAAUCUGGACGAGGCCAAGGAUAAGGCUGGACUGGCACGCAGCAUUGAGUGCCCCGAUGGUCAAGUACAGACGCCCACUGGUUGCGCGCCACAAAGGAAGUACCUGCUCGGCAACGACGAGCGAGUACCUGUUCUGCCCAGCCAUCUUCAUGGAGAAAGGGUAUACGCAGCCGCCGGCUACCUACCUGCGCUUUUUGAAAACAGUGAAGAAACGAAUAUUUACCGAGCUGGUCCCAUAGGCAAACCGAACAGAAAUACUGUCCAGGGCACAAAUAACGAUAAUCCUGUGGGCCACAAGACACGUCACAAAUAUAUUUAUUUGCCAGGAAGGCUGCUCAGGAGCGGUCGUGCGUGUCGCCCCUAUGAGGUUCUGGGAAUCAAAAAUCGGUGCAUUCGAAAGCUGGGUAAGGUUGGUCUAUAUAAGCACAAGAGCCACGUGUACGGGCAUAAGUAGAAAACUAGGCGUACUUAUAAUAAAGGAUAAUAUGCGUUUCUUUUGGUAAUAUGAAAAAUAAUACAUA